AUGAAUAUAUUGCUGCCCUGGUACACUCCUUUCCCUCAGCCUCUGAAAAACAAGUUCACCCUGCAACCUUGGUCCCUUCUCAAAACUCAUUGCCUUCUUUGUUUUGGAGGUGAUUUGCAGAGAACUGGUGCUGCUCAGGAUGAUUUGGGGUGCAUUGUCUGUUUGGAUGCAUGUUUCACUCCAAAUACUGUCUUCAUCCCUGAGUCAGAUGUGAAGGCUAUGGAACUUUUCAUUGGGCAACAGCAGUCCCUCCCAUCUAUUCCUACUUCUGUGUUGGAUGGAUGUGGUGCACCUUUCCAGGCAGCAGAUGAGAAGAGGCAAAAAGCAAGUACCUCUUUCUUUGCAGACACAGGGCUUAUGGCUUUUCUCUGUCAUCAUGAUCAUGUUCUCUGGUUGGUCAAUAUGAAAUCAGCAGAGGAAAGGCAGCACUAUGCUCUAGUGCUAGUGAAACAUUUGUUUGAGCAUCUCCCUGCCACCAUGACUGUUGGUCUCUUGUAUGACAUUGGCUGUCAACUGGAGCAUAGUUGCCACAAGUGGAAGCUCCUGGAUGAUGGAAUAUUAUCUAGGUUGAAGUUUGGUAUCUCAGUUUUCCAUGCUAAUGGUCAUCAGUGGCCUUGCCAGUUGGUAUACUACCCAUGUAAAUGUGUGGGCUUUGGUUUGUCAGAUGGUGAAGGGUGUGGGCAGCUGUGGAGCUCUUUGAAGAUACUCGUUCCCACCCUCCAAGUUUCCAGUCAUCAUCAAAGACUAUUUGUUCUUGACAAUCAGAUUCUUCACCUGGAUAAGAAAUGGUUGAACAAGAAAUGGACCCUCUGCAAAAGCAAGAAAAUGUUGGCUUUGGCAGCCCUCCAUGCAUGGCAUGUUGACAUGCAAAUACUGAGAGAGCAGUGGGCUGCACAGGUGCAUCCACAAACUCAACCCUUACCCAGGCAGUCAAAGAACAAGGGUGCUGAACAGUUGGCACAUAUACUUGCACUGGAAAAGACUGUUGAAGAUUACCAGUGCCAUGUGGAUCAAUUGGAGAAGGAUCUUGUCAAUGAUCAUCAUGCUGCAGCAAAAGCCUCCCUGUCAAAGGCAACUCAGGCUCUUAGCCAAAAAAAGAAAGCAUUGGGAGUUUCUGCACAUGUGGACCUACACCUGUUGAGGAACAAUAAAGAGUGGCUUCAUCAACACAAGUUUGAGUUGGAGAGGUUGGAACAAUCAUACAGGAGCUCUGUCAAUGAAAAUCAUUUACAAUCAUGUCUAGUCACAGCAUAUAAUAAUCUCUGUGGUGAAUUGCAGGGUAUGAUUUGGCUGCAGAAAGCACCUCCUGGUGCUAUUGCUCCUCCUCCCAUACCAUCUAAGGGUAUUUUUCAACUGUAUGUUGAUAGUGAUAUUUGGCAGGAUGUUGGAAUUGAGGAGGGUUACCCUGAUCCCCCUGGUUGGCUUGCUGAUGAGGGUGUGUGCAAGGGAAUAAGACUUAUGUUGGAGGUUGAUCAUUGCAAUGAAGAAGAAAGAAGAUUGUCAAGAGAGCAGACCAUUUUACAGGAGUGGUUUUCUGUGGAGUGGAAAAGUGUAGAGGUUGCUCAGAACAAUGUUGAUGCAUUUUACAAGUAUCAUGUGUGA
This is a messenger RNA of Pisolithus orientalis, 1602 nucleotides long. RefSeq lists its product as uncharacterized. Bases 1 to 1602 code for a protein of 533 amino acids. The transcript has 13 exons. Lineage: Eukaryota; Fungi; Basidiomycota; Agaricomycetes; Boletales; Pisolithaceae. The record is from RefSeq and is a predicted model, not a curated record.